CACGUUGGCUCAUAUCAACGACCCCUACUACACAGAUUCAGUUUGCCUAAGUUUGUCUCUACUAUUAUAUGUCACUCAUUACCAUCACUGGCUAUCCUGCUUCUGGAAAAAGCUCCAGAGCAAGGCAACUAAAGGCGUUCCUUCAGGAAAAGGCCAGCGGCUCAAAAGACGUUAUACUGCUCUCAGAAAUGUCCCAUUCGCUAGAUAUCAAGCGAUCAGCCUACGAUAACUCUGCUGCCGAAAAACCAGCUCGCGGCGCACUCCUGACUGCAAUAAUACGACUACUUUCACCAAAUAAUAUCCUCAUUGUCGAUGCCCCCAACUAUAUCAAGGGCUUUCGAUAUCAAAUCUAUUGUGCUGCCAGAGAGAUGAAAGUGAGAGUCGCAACUGUAUAUGUGCUGACACCACAAGAGCAGUGUCGAAACUGGAACAAACUUCGGGAAGGAGAUGAUAAAUAUUCCGAUGAAACCUUGGAAAAUCUCUUCCUACGAUAUGAAGAACCCUCUUCAAUGGUUCGAUGGGACUCACCUCUCUUUACUUUACUGUGGUCCGAUGAGUCAAUAUCACAAUCGACUUUGAAUGCUAUAUGGGAUGCUGUAGAAAAGGGCAAAGUAAAUAACCCCAAUUCAGGAACAGUCGCGACAGCUAAAGCUCCGACAGAUGCACUAGCAGUGCUGGAAAAAACAACGCUCUCGAUUAUGCAACAAAUAUUGUCGUCACAAAACGGGUUUGGGGGUGUUGUAACCCUUUCGCAUACAUCCCCAGUGUCAGGUUCUACACGUCUCAAGCUAAUCCUUCCAUCACGGAAUGUUACACUACCAGAACUUUCCCGACUGAAGCGGCAGUUUGUCACUGCUCAAAAGAAGGCGAUCACACUGGGUACUAUUGAGCGCGGAAGUGUGGACUGGAGCGAGGAAGGUGUAGGCGAAAGGUUUGUUGUUUUCUUAGGAGAACAAUUCCACAGAUAAAAAGGCAGUCCGGCGUGUGUACGAAUCAUCUUGACAUAAUUUCCCGUGACACAGUUUGGAAUGAUAAUACUCAUGCACAAUGUAUCACGACUGUGCAAGCCAUUAACGAUGUGCUAGAUGCCAGUGGAGAUGCUACUUGGACACAAACUUGGAU
This is a messenger RNA of Lentinula edodes (shiitake mushroom), 1122 nucleotides long. Its product is annotated as chromatin associated protein KTI12. The transcript is spliced from 3 exons. The record is from RefSeq and is a predicted model, not a curated record. The coding region runs from base 69 to 968 and encodes 299 amino acids. NCBI's taxonomy places the organism in Eukaryota, Fungi, Basidiomycota, Agaricomycetes, Agaricales, Omphalotaceae.